Messenger RNA from Rotaria socialis, 452 nucleotides. NCBI's taxonomy places the organism in Eukaryota, Metazoa, Rotifera, Eurotatoria, Philodinida, Philodinidae. The record is from the annotation of a GenBank genome assembly.
AUGAUUGGUUCAUCAACAGUAGGCAAAGCCUCAUCGUCAUUACCAUUUUCUGCAGCGACUACAGAUGGUAAUGACAAAAAUAAAAUUAAUAAUGGAAAUACAUCUACUACAAAUUCAAUAACGACAAUUAGUAAAGAUGAUCCAGAUUGGAAAUCAAAAUUAAACAUUCCAGAAAAAGAUAAUCGUGCUAGAACAUCUGAUGUUACAAAUACAAGUGGUCAUGAUUUUGAAGACUAUUGUCUUAAACGAGAAUUACUUAUGGGUAUCUAUGAGAAAGGCUGGGAACAGCCAUCACCCAUUCAAGAACAUUCAAUACCCAUUGCAUUAACCGGUCGUGAUCUUCUUGCUCGUGCAAAAAAUGGUACUGGUAAAACAGGUGCCUACACGAUUCCAAUUGUUGAACGUAUCGAUCCAAAUAAAAAUGCUAUUCAAGCAAUAAUCUUAGUUCCAAC